Messenger RNA from Homo sapiens (human), 5012 nucleotides. RefSeq names its product NOP2/Sun RNA methyltransferase 6 (gene NSUN6). The record is from RefSeq and is a predicted model, not a curated record. Gene Ontology annotation, cellular component: cytoplasm. Lineage: Eukaryota; Metazoa; Chordata; Mammalia; Primates; Hominidae. Gene Ontology annotation, molecular function: methyltransferase activity; tRNA (cytidine-N5)-methyltransferase activity; RNA methyltransferase activity. The transcript has 12 exons. Bases 3255 to 4640 code for a protein of 461 amino acids.
ACUUCCGGUAGGAGAGUCCCAAACGGCCAGCGGCUGGGAAUUUGCGGUAUCGCGGGGGGGUGGGAAAUUUCCCUUGGUGCGUGCUCCUUCUGAUGUCAGCCUUCAAAACGUUUGUGGGACUCCCCUUUGAUUUGAGUCUCUGCUGCUAGCAGCUGCUUCCCUGACCUCUAAAACCAGGAAAGACCAUAGGUUCUCUAAGUGAGCAGCCGCCGUUUGCUGCUCUUAGAAAACUCACAGAAGUGAAGAGUGUUUCUUUCCUGACUUAUUCCUGUUCCCCUAGGCAGGCGUGCUAGGGGUUAGGAGUUCUGCCGUGAUUCUUCUUCAUUCAUUUAUUAAUCUAUUCAUUCACGUAUUCAUUCAUUGGCUUAUGCAUUUAUGUACUCAUUGAUUGAUUGAUCGAUUGCAGACGAGGUCGGGCUGUGUUGCCCAGGGGGACUCAAUUUCCUGGGCUCAAGCGAUCUUCCUGCCUCGACUUCCCAAAGUGGUGGGAUUGCAGGCUCAGCCACCGCGCCCGGCCCCUGUCGUGAUUCUUAGUUCUGAAAAGAAUUGAUUGGGAGACGAGCCAUGGAAGGCCUGGAGCCACAGAGUUCAGUUAUGUGAUUAAUAAUAACACAUAAUAAUAACACAUAGCACCCCUCUCCAUUUUGCCAAGCAUUAGGUAUGUUCGUGGAUCCCAGAUCGAAGUCCACGCAUAAGCCAAUUCGCUGUGUAAUUGUUUUCAAUUCCACUUUCCAUGGUUAGGUUCUAGCAUUGAAAAGAAAAGCUUCACAGCCUGGCAUGAAACGAAACUGAAUGUCCUUGAAACCAGUUGACGGAGGAGCAAGCUUAAAAUUUUUUUAGACUCUGACUUCAGUCAGAUGGUUGGAUUUUAACCUUGGCAACGUGGCCUUUUAACAUGCCAAACUCUUGAGUUAACCUGUACAAGGAGAAUGUAUGACUUACGUCCUCCCAGUGCUAUGGUUUAAAGACCCUUUAAGACUUAGAUGCAGGAUAAUAUGCUCCAACGUUACAACAUUAAAGGCAAGUUUCAACCUCCUAUGUAGAGGAAAAAGAAUGUACUGACCCUAUGCAAACUUAACUUUCAUGACUAUCAGUUGGACCAUAAAUGUGAAUAAUUUUGUGUUUGUGUAAGUAAUGGCUUAAAAGGACAUUUUUAGUCCUAGCUUCAUUAUCACAAAACAAACUUUAGAUUCCGUAACAGCUUCUUCAAUUGUUAGACAUGGAUGUAAACCACAUUCUGCUUUUUUUUUUUUUUUCUGGCUUUCGGAUUUCUAAGAAACCAUUUCUGAAAAGAACAAAGCAUUUUUGUAUGAAGAUGCAGACAUUUGGCUGGGCGCUGGGGCUCAUGCUUGUAAUCCCAGCACUUUGGGAGGCUGAGGCGGGUGGAUCACGAAGUCAAGAGAUGGAGACCAUCCUGGCCAACAUGGUGAAACCCUGUCUCUACUAAAAAUACAAAAAUUAGCCGGGUGUGGUGGCACGCGCCUGUAAUCCUAGCUACUCAGGAGGCUGAGGCAGGAGAAUUGCUUGAACCUGGGAGGCAGAGGUUGCAGGGAGCAGAGAUCACACCAGGGCACUUCAGCCUGGCGACAGAGUGAGACUCCGUCUAAAAAAAUAAAAAUAAAAAUAAAAUAAAGAAAAUGCAGAGAUUUGAAGCAAAAAAAACUAUAGAUUUCUUAAACAUUUUUAUGAUAUUUUAGAGACAGUAAGUUUGAAUUAUACUUCUACUUUUAACUAAGUGGAAUGAAUGUAUUUAUUUGAACAUGGCUCUUGAUAUUUUUAUUGGUUUUGUUUCUUUGAAAUUUCAGAAAACUUUAGUGUUGAAGUUUUCAGUUCGUUAAAAUUUACUUUUAACUUACUUUUAACACCUUUCUUAUGAACAAUUUACCUGACAAUGAGACUGUUCUAAUAUUUUAAAAAUAUUUUUUCAUAUUUAAAAGUUUUGUUUGCUGAUUUGGAAAUCUAAAAUUUUUACAAACUGGAGGGAAAGAAAAAUAGCCACAAUUAUCAAAAGUAAUAUGAUUGAUUAACAGAAUAUAGUUGUGUAUUAUCUAAACAGAUAUCAUGCUGAUGUACCUAUCGAUCUGUUAGAAAAAAUACUUUCAAUUACAUUAGGAGAGGCACGGUGGCUCAUGCCUGUGAUGCUAGCAGUUUGGGAGGCCAAGGCAGGUGGAUUACUUGAGCCCAGGAAUUUUAGAUCAACCCAGACAACAUGGAGAAAUCCUGUCUCUCCAAAAAAAUACAAAAGUUAGCUGGACAUGGUGGUGCACAUGUGUAGUCCCGACUAAUGAGGUGGCUGAGGCAAGAGGCUCAUUUGAGCCAAGGAGGUCAAGACUGCAGUGGGCUAAGAUCGUGCAUCUGGACUCCAGCCUGGGUGACAGUGAGACCCUGUCUGAACCAAAAAAAAAAAAAAAAAAAAAAAAAAGGAUUGUAACUAAUUUUCUUAAGUGUUCAUUGGAAAUAACUUCCUUUAAUUAAAUUGGAAUCCCAGUAAAAUCUCUAUCCAGUUCAACAAAAUAUUUUAAAGAGUUCAAGGAAGAAAAAUGUCAAACAACUCGGGAAUUCAAAAAAUAAAACUAUAAGAUGUUUUUAAAAGGAACUAUUACAAACUAACUUCAGAUAAUACUUGGAAGAGCUAGCUGUAGCUGUAAUUGAAUUCAAUUUAUUACUUAUACAACUCUGAUCAAUUUGUCCAUUGCUUUUUUUAAACGGAGUCUCACUCUGUCACCUAGGCUGGAGUGCAGUUGUGUGAUCUCAGCUCACUGCAACCUCUGCCUCCCGGGUUCAAGCAGUUCUCCUGCCUCAGUCUCUUGAGUAGCUGGGAUUACAGGCAUGCACCACCAUGCCCAGUUAAUUUUUGUAUUUUUAGUAGAGAUGGGGUUUCACCAUGUUGGUCAGGCUGGUCUUGAACUCCUGACCUCGUGAUCCACCUGCCUUGGCCUCCCAAAGUGCUGGAAGCCACCAUUUUUUAACUUUCCUCAACCUUUAAGGUAAUGCCCAUUGUGAUUUUAGUUUAGUUGAUCAGUCUCCAGAUUAGGUGUGACUGAUAGAUUUCCCGUCAGAAAAUUCUACCUGCCAUAUGGUCUGAAAUCAAUAUGAUCGCCUUCUGUAAAUAUCUAUUGAGAGACCAACAAUUUUUGAUGCUGUGGGAAGGAUACGAGCAAGAUAAAGCAGCGAGGGAUUUAAGUCUGGCAACAGUUGGACUGCUGGAUUUUCAGAGAAGUGUUCCCCAAAGCAAAUUAUAGUGCUAAUUUCCAAUGUUCCAUAAGCGUGGCAAGAAAAAUGGGAAGUUCUCGAUUGUGACUGCUUUAGGUAAACAAGAAGCAGAAAGGAAGUUUGAAACUUUGUUAAAGCACCUGUCACAUCCUCCAUCAUUUACAACUGUCAGAGUGAAUACACAUUUAGCCUCAGUACAACAUGUGAAAAAUCUGUUACUUGAUGAACUUCAGAAGCAGUUUAAUGGAUUAAGUGUUCCUAUUCUUCAACAUCCAGACCUUCAAGAUGUGUUACUUAUUCCUGUUAUUGGACCCAGAAAGAAUAUUAAAAAACAACAGUGUGAAGCCAUUGUUGGAGCCCAGUGUGGCAAUGCAGUUUUAAGAGGAGCCCAUGUCUAUGCCCCAGGAAUUGUGUCAGCAUCACAAUUUAUGAAAGCUGGAGAUGUUAUUUCUGUAUACUCUGAUAUUAAAGGAAAAUGUAAGAAAGGAGCCAAAGAAUUUGAUGGAACAAAAGUAUUUCUUGGAAAUGGGAUUUCUGAACUAAGCCGCAAAGAAAUCUUCAGUGGAUUACCUGAACUGAAGUAUGUCAUCAGAGGCAUGGGCAUAAGAAUGACAGAACCAGUAUAUCUCAGCCCUUCAUUUGACAGUGUACUGCCCCGUUACUUAUUUUUACAAAAUUUGCCAUCUGCCUUAGUAAGUCAUGUACUAAAUCCUCAACCUGGAGAGAAGAUUCUAGACUUGUGUGCAGCACCUGGAGGGAAAACAACACACAUUGCAGCACUAAUGCAUGAUCAGGGAGAAGUUAUAGCACUGGAUAAAAUCUUCAACAAAGUAGAAAAAAUCAAACAGAAUGCCUUAUUGUUAGGGCUGAAUUCCAUCAGGGCAUUUUGUUUUGAUGGAACAAAGGCGGUUAAACUUGAUAUGGUGGAGGACACAGAAGGAGAACCUCCAUUUCUACCAGAAUCCUUUGACCGAAUUCUUCUGGAUGCACCCUGUAGUGGAAUGGGACAGAGACCAAACAUGGCCUGUACUUGGUCUGUGAAGGAAGUGGCAUCAUAUCAGCCAUUACAGCGAAAACUCUUCACUGCAGCGGUUCAGCUGCUGAAGCCAGAGGGUGUGCUGGUUUAUAGCACGUGCACUAUAACACUGGCCGAAAAUGAAGAACAGGUUGCCUGGGCCCUGACAAAAUUUCCUUGCCUUCAGCUUCAGCCCCAGGAACCGCAGAUUGGAGGAGAAGGAAUGAGGGGAGCUGGGCUCUCAUGUGAACAGUUGAAACAGCUGCAGCGAUUUGAUCCAUCGGCUGUGCCAUUACCGGACACUGACAUGGACUCUCUUAGAGAGGCCAGAAGAGAAGACAUGUUGCGUCUGGCUAAUAAGGACUCUAUAGGUUUUUUUAUUGCAAAAUUUGUAAAAUGCAAAAGCACAUAGGAGAGGGAUGGAUGCUCAGAAAUGAAAAUUCCAAACAUUUGCUGUCUGUGGUUUUUUUUUUUUUAACCAAAGUGUUGUCAGGCCAACUGAAUGAUGAUGUGGUUGCUAUGGAAACAGAAAAGGCUGCCAGCUGUUUUACCAGGGAUCCAGAGACAUAGAGGAAGUAGGGGGUGGUAUGAGAUUAUAUUUUCUGUUUUUAAAAGAUUUUUUUUUUUUAUGUAUUUAGUAGAGUAUAAAGAAAAGCAGAUGCCUAUAGAUGUCUGGAGCAUAUUUUCAUUUGUGAUCUAAUGUUUUAAUUUGUAAAGUGUACAAGUCAUUUUUAAUGUUAAAAAUUAGUGAAUCUAACAAAAGGAAUAAAUUAGCAAUAUUUGA